CCAGAAUGCGACGUCUGAAAUCUGGCAUCCACCAGACGACGACCAGAAAAUAUAAUAAAAUGUGGCGACGUGCGUACCUUCUCUCUGCUGGACCGACCAAGAGACCCGCGUAUCUGUCCGGAUACGCCGCCGGGUUGUUCUUCAACCGAACGACGCAGCGACCUUAAAGCGAGGGAGUUGGAGCGGUGCCAAGCACAGGACCUCAAAGAAGUGUCCUUGGAUCGCGCCGUUGUCGGUUGCGUGCAGGGCCGUGCGUAUCCGGAUACAGUCAGAAUACUUCAUUUCCAUACAACCCAAAACUUCCACCGCGGCCAAGAUGUCGUACGCGUACCUCUUCAAGUACAUCAUCAUUGGCGACACGGGCGUCGGCAAGUCCUGCCUCCUCCUGCAGUUCACGGACAAGCGCUUCCAGCCCGUGCACGACCUGACGAUUGGCGUUGAGUUUGGGGCCCGCAUGAUCAGCAUCGACAACAAGCAGAUCAAGCUGCAGAUCUGGGACACGGCUGGCCAAGAAAGCUUCCGCUCGAUCACGCGGUCGUAUUAUCGUGGCGCGGCCGGCGCGCUCCUCGUCUAUGACAUUACGCGCCGCGAGACGUUUAACCACCUCACGCGCUGGCUCGAAGAGGCCCGCCAAAACUCCAACUCGAACAUGGCCAUCAUGCUCAUUGGCAACAAGUCGGACUUGGAACACCGGCGCGCAGUGAGCUACAAGGAAGGCGAGGUGUUUGCCAAGGAAAACGGCCUCAUUUUCUUGGAAACCUCGGCCAAGACGGCCGCCAACGUCGAAGACGCCUUUAUCAAGACGGCGCAGAAGAUCCAUGCCAACAUCCAGGCCGGCAUUUGCGACGUGACGAACGAGGCGCAUGGCAUCAAGGUGGGCAUGACGGGGUCGGCGGCGCCGUCGGGCUUUGGUGCAGCGGGCGCCAACAACGCCAACAAGGGCGGCUGUUGCUAAGUUAUCCUCGCGGGCCGAUUUUGCUCGUCGUGGCGUAGAUGAUCAAACUAUCGAUGGAUUCGUCGUCGCUCCCUUCUCUUCUCCUCCUCCUCCUUGUAAUACAUGUGAUCUCUUCUUGCA
This is a messenger RNA of Saprolegnia diclina VS20, 1075 nucleotides long. RefSeq names its product Ras-like protein Rab-2-B. The transcript is spliced from 4 exons. Gene Ontology annotation, molecular function: GTPase activity; GTP binding. Gene Ontology annotation, cellular component: Golgi apparatus. Lineage: Eukaryota; Oomycota; Saprolegniomycetes; Saprolegniales; Saprolegniaceae. Bases 317 to 955 code for a protein of 212 amino acids. The record is from RefSeq and is a predicted model, not a curated record.